This is a messenger RNA of Penicillium cinerascens, 1530 nucleotides long. RefSeq lists its product as uncharacterized. The record is from RefSeq and is a predicted model, not a curated record. The coding region runs from base 1 to 1530 and encodes 509 amino acids. Lineage: Eukaryota; Fungi; Ascomycota; Eurotiomycetes; Eurotiales; Aspergillaceae. Gene Ontology annotation, biological process: regulatory ncRNA-mediated gene silencing. The transcript has 5 exons. Gene Ontology annotation, cellular component: ARC complex.
AUGGAGACACCAACACGGGGAAACACCACCAUCUCGGGCGACCUUCCCAUUCGCUCUGCAAAGCCCAAAUCUGAUACCUCUAAGAUGCCCCCACACCUGGAUGUGCAAGAUGCAACAAAUGAGCAGAUCCGAGAAGCCACCCGUAUGGCCAUGAUGAACCCUCGGCUUAAUUUCAGUGAUGCUCUGGCUGCUGCCAUAGGAGCCAAGAAACGGACCAAGAAAAAACGCCCCAAGAGCAAGCGUGGAAAUGACAAGCCUACUGGAUUCGAAGAAUAUUACGCCGAUGGUCCCAUUACCCCCAAGGAGCACGCGGAGAUGCUUGAGGUGUAUAACCCUGAUCUGCGUUUUAUUGUCCGCAUCGAGGAGGCACUCAAACGCUUCCAGAACAGACGUCGCAUCGAACCAGGCCGACUGAACAUGUUCUUGAAAUACCUGCAAUAUGGUGGCGUCAAUAUCGGAGGCAACAGCGUAGAUGAAGCAAACAAACAGGACGUGAAAAGUAUGACCAAGGACCAGAUCAUGCAGGCUCGUGCCCAAGCCGGAAUCCAGAAACAGCGUGACACGCUGGAGGUGAACUUCGACUUGGUUCUUCGGGGUUUCCUGAGCUCGUACUUCAUCAGAUACUUCAACCCGGAAAACGAAGCGGUCAUCAAGUUGGCAACCGAAACCAUCAAGAACUUCUACACUUACCUGCUCCAGCGCGACGUAUGCCCCGAGUACACUGAGAACCUGCUCGACGCCCGCAAAACAUGCGAUAUGGCAGCCAAAGAGCUGUGGAUGAACGUGCAGCUGGUGCGCAAAGGCCCUGGACCGUUCAACAAGUCCUGCUCGACGCUGUUUGGAGGAGCAUACUUCCAAUCUAGCAGUCCCCCUACCGGAACCGAGCGUAGGAAAGACAUCAAGGAAAAGCAAGAAAAUGCUCGCAAUGUCAUUAAAUAUGCCGUUGCCGGCGCCACCUCCUACGAGCAGGCCAGCAGUUUCCUGGAACUUGUGACCCAGAACCAACUCUGGGCGAAGAAGAUCCAUGACAUUGAUGGCUUCGAGGUACUCGCAGUCAUCGACCCUGAUAUUCGAGUCGUCGAAUUCUACCAUGAAUACGCGCCAGAGCAGACACCCGUGGGUACAAUCAAGGCUGUUUCGUUCCGUGACCCCUCCGAGCCCGAUAUCGACAUGAGCCCCGAGGAGCGUUGGGAGUGGGACAAUGGCAAGGCCCCGGAGUACGAGUUCGAGUUCCUCGUCGACAUUGACCUUCUUCCGCUAUUCUACCAGGGGUUGAAGGUGAUAUCGGGGGUUUGGCAGCUCAAUUGCGGACUGUACUACUUCGACGAGGUCAUGUCCACCUAUCCGACUUUCCACACGGUUAUUGCCAACGGCUUGAUGAUGAAGUGGAAGUGGCCCCGCGAUUUGACUGGCGAUGAUGACAAGAAGCCAGAUGAAGGGGCUGGAAAUGCGAUCCAGUGGACUGUCGAUGCCGCUUCCAAGGUGACUGAUCAGCAAAAGGGCGAGCAAUCGGACCAAGAUGAGAAUUAG